AUGGCUAAACGCGUUGCAAUUGAAACAUUAGAUAGAACAUUAAGGGAUAUAAUGGAUCAAGAUGCACCAUUUGGCGGCAAAGUAAUCGUUUUUUGUGGGGAUUUCAGACAAGUUUUACCAGUAGUACCCUGCGCAAGAAGAUCACAACCUGUUAGAGAAAGUUUAGUAAGCUCAUAUUUGUGGAGCAAAAUGGAAAAGUUGAAGCUAUCAAAGAAUAUGAGAGCAAGGACAGAUUCAACAUUUAGCGACUUCCUUCUUAGAGUUGGGAAUGGAGAUGAACCGACUAUGGCUGAUGACCUAAUAGCAUUGCCCACAUUUAUUUUGAUCAAGAAUCAAAGUGAUAAUUUACCAGAAGAUUACCUCAUAAAAUCAAAUUUUCCAUCUUUAUAUGAAAACUUCCAAUCCAUUGACUAUAUGAAAGAUCAAGCAAUCCUGGCAACAAAAAAUGAAUAUGUCGACAUGCUAAAUGAUAGAAUCAUAAAAUAA
Asparagus officinalis (garden asparagus) is the source of this 486-nucleotide messenger RNA. Its product is annotated as ATP-dependent DNA helicase PIF1-like. Gene Ontology annotation, biological process: telomere maintenance; DNA repair. Gene Ontology annotation, molecular function: DNA helicase activity. The record is from RefSeq and is a predicted model, not a curated record. The transcript has a single exon. Bases 1 to 486 code for a protein of 161 amino acids. Lineage: Eukaryota; Viridiplantae; Streptophyta; Magnoliopsida; Asparagales; Asparagaceae.